ACUUCCGCCUCGCCUUGGUGUUGUCGUCCGCGCUCCGACUCCCGGCGCGGGGUCGUCGCGGAGCUUCAGUCAUGCGUUCAGGAUAGGGGCAUCUCCCGCAGCGACGCGGCCGGCAAGCCUGACAGCGUUCCGGGGCCCGGGCUUCCAGGUGGUUUGACAAGAUGCUGCUCUCCAUAGGAAUGCUCAUGCUGUCGGCCACACAAGUCUAUACCAUCUUGACUGUCCAGCUCUUUGCGUUCUUAAACCUUCUGCCUGUAGAAGCAGACAUUUUAGCAUAUGAUUUUGAAAAUGCAUCUCAGACAUUUGAUGAUCUCCCAGCAAGAUUUGGUUAUAGACUUCCAACAGAAGGUUUAAAGGGUUUUUUGAUAAACUCCAAGCCAGAGAAUGCCUGUGAGCCCAUAGUGCCUCCACCACUGAAGGACAAUUCGUCCAGCGCGUUUAUUGUGUUAAUUAGAAGAUUUGAUUGUAAUUUUGAUAUAAAGGUUUUAAAUGCCCAGCGAGCAGGGUACAAAGCAGCCAUAGUUCACAAUGUUGAUUCUGACGACCUCAUUAGCAUGGGAUCCAACGACAUUGAUGUGUUAAAGAAAAUUGACAUUCCAUCUGUCUUUAUUGGUGAAUCGUCAGCCAAUUCCCUGAAAGAUGAAUUUACAUAUGAAAAAGGAGGCCACAUUGUCUUGGUUCCAGAAUUCAGCCUUCCUCUGGAGUACUACCUGAUCCCCUUCCUCAUCAUAGUAGGCAUCUGCCUCAUCCUCAUCGUCAUUUUCAUGAUUACGAAAUUUGUUCAGGACAGACAUAGAGCCAGAAGAAACAGACUUCGUAAAGAUCAGCUUAAGAAACUCCCUAUACAUAAAUUCAAGAAAGGAGAUGAGUAUGAUGUAUGUGCUAUUUGUUUAGAUGAAUAUGAAGAUGGAGACAAGCUGCGAAUCCUUCCCUGUUCCCAUGCUUAUCACUGCAAAUGUGUGGACCCUUGGCUAACUAAGACCAAAAAAACCUGUCCAGUGUGCAAGCAGAAAGUUGUUCCUUCUCAAGGUGACUCCGAUUCAGACACAGACAGCAGUCAAGAGGAAAACGAGGUGUCCGAGCACACCCCUUUACUCAGACCUCUAGCUUCCGGCAGUGCCCAGUCCUUUGGGGCGCUGUCGGAAUCCCGCUCCCAUCAGAACGGGACAGAGUCUUCAGACUACGAGGAGGAAGACAAUGAGGGAAGCGACAGCAGCGACGCGGAGAACGAGGUGAACGAGCAUAGCGUUGUGGUCCAGCUGCAGCCUAAUGAGUGGGAUUACAACAUAGCGAACACUGUUUAAUCUUACGGGUGAUGGGUUUAUUUCCCGUACAAUUUUUUUAGGUACAUAAUUUCACUUUUUGAUCCCUUCAGAGAUCUCUGUAGAGGUAACUUAUUUUUUACUAUUCUAGUUUAAUCAUAUUACUGAAACAGCCUUUUGACCCAGUAGUUAUCUUCAGGAGUAUACGUUCAUUUCACUAAUAAUUAACACAUUGGUGCUGUAACUCAAGCAUCAAAUCAGCUCUUUGGGAUGAAAUAUAACCAAAACAUUUUUAUAAAAACCUUUAAUACAGCUUGUAAUUAAGAUGCAGAUCAAAGUAUGCAAAUUUUCUGUUUUGCACCCAGUCAGUGCUGUAGCAACCAGCAAGAGCUAAGUCGCUUUGCACCUCCACUGGGUUACCUAGCAUGGCCGAGUUGGAGAAUGUGGGUUCUGGUAUUUCUCCAGAUUGCCACCAUUCAUGAGAGGCAACAAGGCAUUUUAGCAUCUUCCUUAUCAGCACCCCCAGAGAAACUCAAAGCUGGCACCUUUGAAUUCCCGGCAGUCUUGACCUCAUAGGGUCUGUAAUAGCACUGUAGUGUUAUCUAUGAAUUUAAUUCAGCAGUUAAAGUCACGUCUCUGGAUUUGACUCACUGAAUUUCAGUAUCCUUAAGGGUUUUUGUUUGUUUUUUUGUGAUCAAAGUAAAAAAGAAAAUGCUGCAUAAAAUACCAAACUUAGUAACUAUUAAUACUCAGAUCAUAUACCUCUUAAUAAGGAGCAUCUUAUGCUAUCUAGCCCUGCUAAAGUGUGUUCAGAGGAAAUUGUUCAAGUAUUGGUUUGAAAGUGCUUACGUUUAACAGAACUAAUGAUGUAUUAAAACAAUGUAUUAUGAAUAGCUAAAUUAUAUUAUACACUAUUGUAACUAUGUGGAAGAUACAGACACGUAUAAUCAAAAUGCUAAGAAUUUUUAUAUGGCCUUGUUUGAAGGGAGUUUGAAAGUUAAUAAACAUGUUUUUCACUUUA
Messenger RNA from Ochotona princeps (American pika), 2283 nucleotides. RefSeq names its product ring finger protein 13 (gene RNF13). NCBI's taxonomy places the organism in Eukaryota, Metazoa, Chordata, Mammalia, Lagomorpha, Ochotonidae. Bases 162 to 1304 code for a protein of 380 amino acids. The record is from RefSeq and is a predicted model, not a curated record. Gene Ontology annotation, molecular function: ubiquitin protein ligase activity. Gene Ontology annotation, biological process: positive regulation of DNA-templated transcription; ubiquitin-dependent protein catabolic process; protein ubiquitination. The transcript is spliced from 10 exons. Gene Ontology annotation, cellular component: nucleoplasm; cytoplasm.